GAAAUAGGAGACCUAAGGAGUCAUGAAAGAGUUCACACUGGGGAAAAGCCUUAUGAAUGUAAACAGUGUGGCAAAUGUUUUAGUCGAAUAGGAAGCCUAAAGAUUCAUGGAAGAGUUCACACUGGGGAAAAGCCUUACAAGUGUAAACAAUGUGGCAAGUGUUUUAGUCAAGCAAGAAGCCUAAAGAUUCAUGGUAGAGUUCACACUGGCGAAAAGCCUUAUGAAUGUAAACAGUGUGGCAAGUGUUUUAGUGUAGUAGGAAACCUAAGGACUCAUGAAAGAGUUCACACUGGGGAAAAGCCUUAUGAAUGUAAACAGUGUGGCAAGUGUUUUAGCGAAGCAGGAAACCUAAGGACUCAUGAAAGAGUUCACACUGGGGAAAAGCCUUACAAAUGUAAACACUGUAGCAAGUGUUUUAACCAACCAACUAACCUGAGGAAGCAUGAAAGAAUCCACACUCUAUUAAAGUUGCGUAAAUUUUCCAAGAACAACAAAAGUCUGUCUAAACGUUUGGAAUCAUGUAAACGGAGGAGAACAGGAGGAAAAAACCUUGACUUUAGGGCCACAGGCUUUACAAACAACCUGCGAACACACAGAGAGACUGGAAACAGUGGCGUAGCAGACCCGCAAUCAGUCAUCACUGAGAAACACAGCUGUUGGAUUUGUCAAGAGGAAAUGAGUAGUGAGGCUCUUCUUCUUCAACACUAUGAACAUCAUAUGACCUAUGUUUGUGAAGACGAUUCAUAA
Porites evermanni is the source of this 747-nucleotide messenger RNA. NCBI's taxonomy places the organism in Eukaryota, Metazoa, Cnidaria, Anthozoa, Scleractinia, Poritidae. The record is from the annotation of a GenBank genome assembly.